AUGCUUUUUCCUUUUUUUUCAUUGCACAUUGCUUCAAAGCCAUUAAAGAGGCAAUUCCCUUUUUAUCCCACUCUGAAGGAAGAAUGUGAUACCGGAGAUCCUUGCAUUGUUGAUUAUUUUUCAUUAGAAACUGUAGAUAAAAGGUCCUUUUCUUAUCCUAUAAUAAAAAAGUGUGUCAAGGGAUAUUUAGAAAAUAAAAAUCACUCAAAUUGUAUCACUCGUUUACAAAGUCACGCUGAAAAUAAUGGAGAUGCAGCAUUUAUACUCGGAAAUAUAUACGAAUUCGGUCUUAUGGGUGUCAAACCCAAUGAUAAAACAGCUCGCCAUUUUUAUUCUUUAGGAACACAUCUUGGACAUGCUGAAUGCCAAUAUUCUCUUUCGUUUAUGCAGCGCUAUGGCCUUGGCGGUUCUAAAGAUGUAUUGCAAUCAUAUAUGCUCCUCAAAGCCGCUUCUUUGGCCGGAUCAAUACCUGCAAUUAUUACAGAAUCUUUUCUUGAUUUCUAUGGAUUUAAUCGCCCAAAGUCAUGCUAUGCGGCAUAUGAAAAAUUAAAUCCAAUUAUGCAAAUAAUGAUGAAAAAUCUUACACACGAUCGAUUACGCGAUAGUUUAGGCGUUACAAGAAUUUAUCCAAGCAUGAUUCGGCUAUUUACCAGGCUUAGCAAUAACUUUAAGAAGACAUUAAAGGAAGCCAAUGCGGAUAAUCCUAAAGCCCUUAUCGAAGCUGGCAAAUAUUACUUGUGGACAGAAAAAAAUUAUUCUUAUGCAGAAGAAAUCUUUAAGAAGGCAGCAGAUCUCGGCGUUUCGGAAGCAAAUCACUACCUAGGCCUUAUCUAUCGUUACGGAUAUGGUCAUGACGUUGAUAAUUACAUGGCCGAAAUUUAUUUCAAGAAAUCGAUUCAAGGAGGUAUAUCUUCAUCUCAAGUUGAACUUUCUAAGAUGAUGAUCAAAGAAGGAACCAAUUUCGAAACAGGUUUUGCGUAUCUAAAAGUAUUAUCUCAUAUUGACUGCGACGCAGCUUACAAUUACCACCUUCUUGCACUUGGUAUGACCGAGAUAGAACCAAAGAACACAUCAAAGUUCCUCUUCGACAUUUACAAUGUAACGAAUCGUUGUGCAAAUCUUCCCCAUAUUCCUUCUAUCUAUUUGUCGGCAGCGUACACCGUGGAAGGUGUAAAUUUCAAGCCAGAUUGCAAGCGCGGCUUCUACAAAAUGUUCCUUGCCGCUGAAUUGUCUCCAUUUUUCGACAUGGCCCGAACAGCAUUCAAUUUUUACAUGAAAAGUGACACAAAUUACUCGUUACGAUUAUAUCAGAAGAUUGCUGACUGGGGCAGUGAAGCCGCCAUGGGCAAUGUGAAGAUCAUACUAGAUGACAGGAAGGAGGAUGCAACAGACUGGGUAGAGAUGCUCCAGAAACUAAAAUUCCCCGACGCAAUUUUGGUCAAAGCGAAAAAUAACUUGAAAAAUGGAAAUGCCGUAAAAGGUGAAAAAGAACUGAACAAAGCCGCCGAAAAUAGUAAUGCUGCAAAGUACGAAGCUGCUAAAUAUUAUUUCCGCUCUGAUCCUGCUCGUUCUUUGCAUUAUUUGAGAGAUCUUUAUCAAAGUAAUCCUUCAUCUUUCUUCGCUGUUUUGUAUCUUUCAGUUUUGAUUUUGUUGAGAAAUGUACCAAUCGGUUUAUUUACUUUUAUCAACGGAGCAAAUACAAAAGAGGCGGAAGUUGUUUGGGUGAUUAUUCAGAACUACGCUGUGGAUGUAUUACUAUGCAUUUCAUUCGUAACAUUCUCUUUCUUUUUGAGGAAAAGAAUCCAAUUGAUUAUUGAACAGAAAUGA
Trichomonas vaginalis G3 is the source of this 1827-nucleotide messenger RNA. RefSeq names its product SEL-1-like protein family. Gene Ontology annotation, molecular function: protein binding. NCBI's taxonomy places the organism in Eukaryota, Parabasalia, Trichomonadida, Trichomonadidae. The record is from RefSeq and is a predicted model, not a curated record. Bases 1 to 1827 code for a protein of 608 amino acids. The transcript has a single exon.